UCUCUCUCUCUCUCUCUCUCUCUCUCUCUCUCUCCUUCCCUCCUACUUUCCACCCUGGAGUGUGAGAGCGCUGAGAUUCAGAAGGUGCGCCUCAGACCCACUUUUAGUCAGCCUGAAGACGGCAUAGACGUUUCCCCCUACCUCUCUCUCUCUCUCUCUGUCCCUCUCUCAGUCUCUCUCUCUCACUCGCUCACUCUCUGCAGAAGCACUGGACUACAUUUCCUCCAGAGAGACAAAGAACAGAAAGAAAAAUACAAUUUGUUCCACCUGCAGUUUGUGAAAAUAUUUGUUUUUUUCUGUUGUUGUUGUAGUCCCCCCCCCUUCCUCUGCACAUGUAAACAAACUCAGCUUUAAAAGAGGCAUUGCUAAGGUAUUUUUCUUUUUUGAAAUUCCUUUUUGUUGCUUUGAUAUUGACUGAUCUGAUACCAUCCUAAUUUCUCCGGGAAACAUGCGUGGCUGAAGGAGGAGAGGAGCAAAAGGACCCACCUGAAAUUUACACCUCACUGACGCCCACACACAUCACAUUCCACCAUCUACUCUUCAACGCUCGGUUGAGAGAAACGCAAGGUGAAAGCAGUGGACACCUAUGCAGUGAAUGAAAGGAGACCAGGAAAGGCAACCACUUCACAGUAUUGAGACAGUUGCUAGCGGCUGAGCCUGGAGCCUGGGAGGCUGAUGAACAUGCUGUUGGCUCCUGUCUAUGUGCUGCUGCUGCUGGGGGGCCGCGUCCUUGGGGGAGGCUACCCCCCCAUGCCCCAGAUGAAGUACAUGCAGCCCAUGAUGAAAGGCCCCGUGGGACCCCCCUUCCGAGAGGGCAAAGGACAGUACCUCGACAUGCCACCCAUGAUGGACGUAAAGGGUGAGCCAGGGCCCCAAGGAAAACCUGGACCCAGAGGCCCACCUGGGCCAUCAGGACUUCCGGGAAAACCAGGACUGGGAAAACCAGGUCUCAAUGGCCAGCCUGGCCCUCAGGGGCCUCCAGGCUUUCCCGGCAUUGGGAAGCCCGGACUUCCAGGUCUCCCAGGAAAGGGGGGCAUGAAAGGGAUGCCCGGGAAUAAUGGCGAGGUUGGGCUCCGGGGUGAACCAGGUCCCAGAGGACUUCCAGGUCAACCAGGUCUCCCCGGGCCAGCUGGCCUGUCUCUGAAUGGCAAACCUGGGCUUCCCGGCGGGAGGGGCCAACCUGGGUCUCGUGGAGAACCAGGACAGAAAGGUGGACCUGGAUAUCCCGGGGAGCGUGGAAUCAAGGGGGAGAAUGGCAAUGGGAAGCCAGGGAUGCCAGGACCCGGGGGCCCCAUCGGGCUUAGGGGCCUUCCAGGGCCAGCUGGUAACCCGGGUGUGGGCAAACCAGGACUGAACGGGCUUCUUGGUCCGUCCGGGCCAAAAGGGGACCAGGGGCUCCCAGGAGGAAUAGGAGAGCCAGGUGAGGCCGGCAGUCCAGGGCUGCAAGGCCGGCCAGGACCCGUCGGAUUGGGCAAGCCUGGUAAUGAUGGAUUGCCUGGAGGACCAGGUCCACUUGGGCCUAAAGGUGAGCCAGGGCUGAGGGGUUCUCCAGGGUUUCCUGGAACUCCUGGCUAUGGCAAACCUGGUCUAUCUGGGCUGAAGGGAGACAAGGGCCUCUCCGGGGGACCAGGAGUCCCUGGGGAUAAGGGGGAGCCUGGGAUGGAGGGGCAGCCAGGAGACAUGGGUCUAGACGGACACCCAGGAACACCAGGAUUACAGGGCCCCAUGGGGCUCCCAGGAAAACACGGCAUGCCCGGUCUGAAGGGAGAGUUGGGUCCCCAGGGUCAUCCAGGUCUGCCAGGGAUCAGAGGGGAUCAGGGUCCCGGUGGUCUGUCUGGAAUACCUGGCAUUCCUGGAGAUAAAGGCCCACCGGGCCCUAACGGGGCUAUCGGAAAACCAGGGCCCAAAGGCGAGUCAGGGCACAUAGGCCUGCCUGGAAACCCAGGUCUUAUAGGCAAUCCUGGACCAAAGGGGGAGUUUGGGUUUGUUGGGUCUCCAGGACCAAGAGGCCAGUCUGGUAUCCCCGGUCUUCAGGGGCCUUCAGGGCCAAUGGGGCCACAGGGUAUCCCAGGUCUGAAAGGCGAACCUGGGCUGCCUGGUCUUCCAGGGCUGGGCAUGCUCGGAGAAAAGGGAGUUCCUGGUCCUCAAGGUCCCCAAGGAAAACCAGGCAACUCUGGGCUCAACGGCAACCCAGGCCCACCUGGGCCACCCGGGCCCCCUGGCCCUGCAGGAAAUGGCCAAACCAUCGUGGCUGGGCUAACAGAUUCGGAGCUGGGCGGGGGCGAGGUACCAAAUGGGAGGAACCCAAAACCACAGUUUGGCCACGCAGAGCUCUCCGCCACCCUGGCACCAGCAUUUACCGCCAUCCUCACCACGCCCUUCCCUCCCUCCGGGAUGCCCAUCAAGUUCGACAGGACCCUGUACAACGGGCAGAAUGCCUACAACCCCAUCACCGGUAUCUUCACCAGCCCCAUGUCCGGCGUCUACUACUUUGCCUACCACAUGCACGUAAAGGGACUCAGUCUGUGGGUGGCGCUGUACAAGAACAAUGUUCCCGCCACAUACACCUACGAUGAGUACAAGAAGGGCUACAUGGACCAGGCGUCCGGUAGCGCCGUGCUUGAGCUGAAGGAGAACGACCAGGUGUGGAUGCAGAUGCCCUCGGAUCAGGCUAACGGGCUCUACUCCACCGAAUACAUCCACUCGUCCUUCUCAGGGUUCCUGCUCUGUCCCACAUAACGCCCUGCUAGUCAACUUUCUCCUAGGGUGCCCCCUAGUGCCCCCAUAUCAUAACACCUGCAGCCAUAACAGAAUAACACCACCUGUAGAAUGUUAUCAUCAACAACAUCAACAACGACAGAAAAUACUUUGUGAACGAAAGAUGGAAAGAGUUAAAAAGCAGGAGAAGGAUACUUCAUGCUGUGCUCUGUUUUUAUCUCUUUCUUUCAAAUGUCAUUUUUUUGUUAAUUUUUUUGUUGUUGCUUAUAUUAUUAUAAUUAUUGUUAUUGUCAUAAUUGUAUUAUUGUUAUUUUGGCGUCAGUAUUGCUGUUGUUUAUUGGAUUCAGACUAUUAAGUGCCUUACUUUGCAAUGCGUAAGUAACAGUUAUUAGACCUACCCAUGUGACUGCACAUCCUACCCAAAUGCUCUGAUCAGUAGGAUGACAUCGUCGGACCCUGGGGCUCCGAUUGGUUCCCCUGGCUGCAGUCACUUCCUGCACAAAAACCUCCCAUAUCCUCCUGUGUGCGUGUCCGCCAUUUUAUGUCAACAGCUUCCUUAUUUAAAUCAAUAUUUCACAUAAAGAUGUACCAUUACACAUACAGUAUGAACACUGUGUUCAAUAAACAAUCCCUUAUGUGAGAUAAUGUCCAAUAAUUUUCACUUUUUAUUUUUAAGAAGACCUGCUAUAGGGAUCGAUGGAUCGUUGUUUAUCAGUACGCUCUGAUGUUUUGACAGUCAACUUCCAGUUGAUAAUUUCCUGGUUCUACAAAAGAGGCCUGUGCUGAAAGGAUUGGUGCUGAUAAUAGAAGCUGAUGGUUUUGGAUCGUGGCUAUUACUUGAUCAAAAAUAAGUAAUUGGUGUAUCCAACUUGUGUAAGAUUCACACAAAUCAAAAGGACUUACAGAGAUAGUAAACCCCCCUUAGCAGUAUUAGAAAUCCAAAGGUAACCAUUUCCCCCCCUUUUUUCCCCUCUUUGACAAAGCAUCAAUAUAGAAACCAGUAACCUAAAUAAUUAUAAAUAUAUAGAACACAUUAAAUAGACAACUGAAUAAAUCUAUAAAUAAAUGUGUAAGUUAAUCAUUAUAUUAAUAAAUAAAUGUGUCAUCUGAACAGAAAUAAUGGACAGAAAGAAUAUGCCAAAUGCAUUAGGAUCAAUGCCAUGUUUCCCUGCAUCGAUCCAUUCUGUGGCUAUUCCCAUUAACCACGUGCACUGCAGCUCCCAUAUCACCCUUAUUACAUUCUCUAUGCCACACAUACAGUAUACCGAUGACAUCACUGCUUUUUGUGUCCACUAACGCCAAGGCUGUGACCGAGCAAUCAAUGCCCUUGUGCCUUUCACAUUAACAUUUAGAGUGAACAUUCUGAGCAAUAGCUCAUGUGAAAAGCCUCAUUUUGUCUACAAACUACAAAUCUUUCAGCAUUUCACACAGACAACUGGCUAGAGGCCAUCUAAACUGUUUCUACAGAAUAACCCUUUGAAGGUUCAGAUCAAACCCAAUGGGUGCAUAGCGUGCAGUUCAAAUUAUCUCCUAAAUCUUACACAGCCCUCCCAGUAUUAGGUGCUAUAGUGUUUAACUCAUUGUGUUGAUAGACGUACAGUAAUAAUUUCCAAUCCACCGUAAGCCUCAGCAUAACAAAGGUUAUCCAUUCAUUUUCCAUUUUAACAUACUGUACUUCGACAACCAAAAUGGUUUACCCAAUGCUCAGUUUGAUGGAACAUCUGAUGUUGCCACAGGAUAUUCUUAGCCAAAGUCUUCUGACAGAAUAUGAAAGAGGGUUCACUUUCAGAAAUGAACAUGCAUGGAUCUCCAUAAUAAUAGGUAAAGGGAGAGAGAGAGCGAGAGAGUGAGGCCCGGUGCUUGUGAAAUCCUGAUUGCAUAACAGUUAACAUGGCUCUGUUAUUCUGGGAGAAACGGUGGGACAUAUGUGAGAAUUGUGUUUGCCAUGUGAGUUCUACUGGUGCUGUGUGGGAUGAGGCAGUGGGGUGAGAUUGAUACACCACCAUGUGAGUGUUUCCGGCUGUAUUUCUUUCUCACUGUGUGUGUGUGUCUGUCUGUUUCACACACACCUUAACCCUUCACCUGGGUGAAUGAUGAACUGCAGAGACCAUGGACCAUGUUUUCUGAGUCGUUUGGGAACAUGCACUUCUAGUCAAUAUUCCACCACAGUUUUGAAUUGAAGAUUUGAUCCGGUUCAAAUAGGAUGUGUGUGUCUUCAUGAAGGUUAAGUAAAUGUAUGGCCCUUAUGGCUUGGGAAAUGUCGCAACAGAAGAGAGGAAUUCUGUUUGGUAGUAGUAGUGGGCUACAUACCCACUGGGCACAGACGUCAGUUCAAC
Molecule: messenger RNA, 5054 nt
Organism: Coregonus clupeaformis (lake whitefish)
Lineage: Eukaryota; Metazoa; Chordata; Actinopteri; Salmoniformes; Salmonidae
Product: collagen alpha-2(VIII) chain
Exons: 4
Coding region: 676-2739 (687 amino acids)
Molecular function (GO): protein binding
Source: RefSeq, a predicted model, not a curated record